Messenger RNA from Antrostomus carolinensis (chuck-will's-widow), 783 nucleotides. RefSeq names its product maltase-glucoamylase, intestinal-like. The transcript is spliced from 7 exons. The annotation marks the transcript as partial. Gene Ontology annotation, biological process: carbohydrate metabolic process. The record is from RefSeq and is a predicted model, not a curated record. Gene Ontology annotation, molecular function: alpha-1,4-glucosidase activity; carbohydrate binding. Lineage: Eukaryota; Metazoa; Chordata; Aves; Caprimulgiformes; Caprimulgidae.
UCCGGUUCAGGCUCUAUGACCCCAACAGAGAGCGGUUUGAAGUCCCACUCAAGAUCGACUCCCCCGGGGUUACCGCCGAUGAGGCCAACUAUGACGUGGAGUUUGUGGAUGACGCCUCACACUUCAGGAUCAAGAGGAAAAGCACUGGCACUGUGCUGUGGGACAGUCCCCUGGUUGAUCUGUUUUUCUCCAACCAGUAUCUUCAGAUAACAACUACUGUGCCAUCCACUUCGGUGUAUGGGUUUGGUGAACAUGAGCACCUGUCCUUCAAACACAGCAUGGACUUCAUUACGUAUGGCAUGUUAAAAAACAACGCCAUUUGCCAACCUCUAUGGAGUUCACCCUUUCUAUAUGUGCGUAGAAGCUGACUCCAAUGCCCACGGUGUUCUCCUUCUGAACUCCAAUGCACAAGAAGUUUCUCUGAGUCCAAAUCCAUCUUUAACUUUCCGCACUAUUGGAGGGAUUCUUGACUUCUAUGUCUUCCUUGGACCAACUCCUGAAAACGUAGUUCAGCAAUACACAGAGGCCAUUGGACGCCCACACAUGCCUGCCUACUGGUCUCUGGGAUUUCAUCUCUCCCGAUGGGGUUAUGGCAGCAUUGAUGUUUUAAAGAAAACUGUUGAUCGCAUGCACUACUAUGAUAUCCCAUAUGAUGUCCAACAUCUUGAUAUCGACUACAUGGAACGUCGCCUGGACUUUACCUAUGAUAAAGUGAAUUAUGCAGGUCUGCCAGAAUACCUCCAACAGCUGAAGAAGGAAGGAAUGCACAAUGUCGUGAUUCUG